AAUUCAGUCGACACUGUGAAAUUGUCAAAUGCGAAUCGGACGCGCAGGAAUUGUGGUCAGAACACUCUUCAACCGUCAAACCCUAUUGGAUUGGAUUUUAUAGUGAAAAAGGUGGAAAAGUGAUUGGAAAAAAACAUGCCAAUUGUGUGUGAAAAUAUCCCAAGGAUAACAUACGGGAAGAGUUUGAUAUUCAAUCGUUUCCUGGACUUUAAACGUGUUCUACCCUUAGCACGUCCCCUUGAACCAUGUACAGCCAAUUGGCAAAUGAAACCUUGCCUCCUUCCUGCAAUGUACAGCGAAUGGGCAGAUGAUAUUCUCAACUUUAAAGUGCGCAAAGAUGAUGUGUUUGUGGUGACAUUCCCAAAGUGUGGCACCACCUGGACCCAGGAAAUGGUCUGGAUGAUUGGAAAUGAUUUGGAUUUUGAGCGUGGUCGAAAGAUUCCCCUUCCCGAACGUUUUCCCCAAAUAGAAUUAUCUUCUGUGGCAGUCAUUAGCAAAACCAAUUCAGUGAGACAAUGUGAUGAUCUCAAGGGACGGAGAUACAUCAAAUCCCACCUUCCAGCCCAUCUACUGCCCACAGAAAUCUGGACAGUUAAACCAAAAGUAAUCUACUGCACGAGAAAUCCCAAAGAUGCUGCCAUCUCCAAUUAUCACUUUAUGUCCAGGAUGCAAGGAUGGAAAGCUAAUUUUAAUGACAUGAUGGAAGCCUUCAUGGCCAAUUCAACUAUCUACGCUCCAUUCCACAGCCAUGUCUUGGACUUCUGGAGCAUGAGACAUGAGGAGAAUGUCCUCUUCUUAACAUACGAGGAAAUGAAGAAAGAUCUGCCAGCUGUUAUAGCCAAGACAGCAAAAUUCAUGGGAAAAUCCCUAACAGAAGACCAAAUAACUCGUCUCAGUCACCAUUUGUCUUUUGACUCAAUGAAGAAGAACAAGUCAAUCAGUGAGACACCCCUCAAGAGAUCAGUGCCAUUCUUCAAGUACAAACUCCUCCGGAAAGGCGAAAGUGGGACAUUUAAGAAGGAAAUGACUCCCGAACUCAUUGAACGUUUUGACAAAUGGAGUUUAGAUCAACUCGGUGAUUCAGACUUUAGAUUCUCAAUGUGAUUCCCAAAAAAAAAAGAAGAAAAAAUUGACUUUCUUUCGUAUUUAUCGAAAGAUUCAUCAAACUCUCCUUCGUAUUUUUGUCUUUUUUUUAAAUCGUUUUAAGGUUCAUUAGGAUCAAUCUUAACUUAAGAGAGCCCUAUUUAUAAUUGUAUAUAGAUAGCUUUUAAGUCGAUAAAUUUUUCUUUAUAUUUUGUAAAUAAAUUAAAAAAAAUAUUCAAUUGCCUGAGUCAAA
Messenger RNA from Phlebotomus papatasi, 1336 nucleotides. Its product is annotated as luciferin sulfotransferase-like. The transcript has 2 exons. The record is from RefSeq and is a predicted model, not a curated record. Gene Ontology annotation, biological process: sulfation. Gene Ontology annotation, cellular component: cytoplasm. Lineage: Eukaryota; Metazoa; Arthropoda; Insecta; Diptera; Psychodidae. The coding region runs from base 136 to 1104 and encodes 322 amino acids. Gene Ontology annotation, molecular function: sulfotransferase activity.